Amoebophrya sp. A25 is the source of this 2046-nucleotide messenger RNA. The record is from the annotation of a GenBank genome assembly. Lineage: Eukaryota; Dinophyceae; Syndiniales; Amoebophryaceae.
GUUGAUGUGACCGCCCAGUGCUGUUGGGCCCCGAGUGACCCGCUGAGAACCCUAUAGUAAGUACGUGCAAUUCAUCGGUCAAAAGUGCAAAAAUCGUUUGCUUAAUACAACAUGAACAUGUGAAUAAAUUGAUAGUUCCGUAUCUAGGAAUUUUUUCUUCAUGCAGCUAAGUGCUCGUUUUGGUGAUAGUCCAAUCUUCACUCUAGUACUCUCUUGAUUUUUUUUGCACCCGAUCUCGAAUUUUUUGUUACCGUCAGUUCUACAUACUUUCACCCUACUUACACAAUCCAUUUUUUCUACUACAACUACUACUAACCACAUCAACAACAAGCAAAAAUGGUAGUGUUUUCUUGCUGCGGGCGUGUGAACUGGGGUAUGAUCGCCACGUGGGUCACGCUGGUCACGACUGUCAUUUUCAAUGUGCAGUUUUACGCCAUCUAUCGAAAUAUGCAGCAGGGACCGCUGUUUAAUACGCUCUUAACAGAAUACAGUGAUCCAGGGAUAUUGGAAGCUCUCGACCUCUUAGAAGACUUUCAGGCACAGUCUGCACGGUUAACGGAACGGGAAGAAGAUAGAGAACUCCAGUAUGCGUACGACUUCUUAGAACUUCUUGCGACUGCGGAUCCCAGAGGCAAGGAGAUCGAUCAUGCGAGACGAAAACUGAUCUCUUGGUACAUUAUGUGAAACAGGACUACGACUAGUUACUCAAAGCUAAAUCUCCAUCGUUAUGGAACAGUGAGCAUGAACGUCUAAAUACGAGAAGUGAUAUUUACAAGCAGCGAGCGGUCGUUGAACUCACAAAACGUUCAGCUCGACACCCCGCCCUAGUUUAGCGCUCCUCACCCCCACACCUCAACCCGCCUCUUAAACCAACCUAGCGUUUCUUACUAAAAACCAUCCAACUGAACGAACCCCUCAUCUCCACCCUUUCUUUCAUACAUCGCAAAGUCCGGUUAUUUUUCGAAUUCGACCUGUUGUCCAGCGCGUAUCUGCAUGUGAUUCCUGGACGAUCUCGAACCUCCUUCUUCCUCUGGAUAGUGGAGCCUCUAGACCGGCUCUCCCGAGCACUCGAUCAACGCUUACCAAAUCAGAUGUUUGAUUAAGGCUAGAAAUAUCAUGAUGAUGAAAAUGAGAAGGAACUCCAUGAUGAUGAAAAUGAGAAGGAACUCUAGUUUAAAAUGAAAUUGAGGAGUUUGAUUAACAAGGCUGGUAAGGAACUCUAGUUCAAGGAAUCAGAUGUUCAUGUUUGAUUAACAAGGCUGGUAAGUAAGGACCUAGAAAGACAAUCUGUAGUGCACUUACAUUAGAAGUAGUGCUUUGGGUAGAGCGUCAACUAAUGCUUUGGGUAGUGCACUUACAUUAGAAGCAGUGCACUUACAUUAAAAGAUCAUUCUAAUCUGUCUUCUUUCGCGAGCAGUACAACUUAGGCGCUAGGAGCUUGGAACUCGACCAUACAAGACUUUCGCCAGCUCUCAAGGCAAGAGCGGAGUCGAGGGCAAUUGUGGCUGCCAAUCUACGAACAGAGAUAGAUCAUGAGAAGAAUAGGUUAGAGUUAAGGGUACAAGAAAUCCAUCUUCACUGUCAUCUUGGUCCCGUUUUUAAAGGCAAAAGGAGGCCCAAGAUGCUGCUGAAGAUGGAUUUCCAUUAGUUCUAAUAGAGGCGAAGGAAGGAGAUGAGGCAACAAGCACUUUGGAGGGUACUUCAGAAUUUGUGGGCGGAGGUGGAGGUAGUGCGAGGUACGAGAAACCGCCUAAUUUGCAGGAAGAUUUGUAGUGGAGAAGAAUGGAGUAAGUGACAAGAGACACCUACUAGUACUACGGCUAUCUUCCCUAUCGAUUUCUAGCCGGAUUGUGUGAAAGCCGUGUCUCAUCAUGAUAAGGUCACGCCUCGUUCUCUUGAGGAUGUCUCCUUCUGCUCUAAGAUUCUUGACAUGAAUGCAUGCGAAAACAACCCUUUUUUGACAGAUUUUUGUGUCUGCGCUUGUUACCAUGUGUUACAGAUGAAGAGAGUGUGCGGACAUGAUGUAGAAAUCUGUCAUGAUGCAGC